Molecule: messenger RNA, 1001 nt
Organism: Chenopodium quinoa (quinoa)
Lineage: Eukaryota; Viridiplantae; Streptophyta; Magnoliopsida; Caryophyllales; Amaranthaceae
Product: transcription factor PRE6-like
Exons: 2
Coding region: 379-654 (91 amino acids)
Biological process (GO): regulation of growth; regulation of DNA-templated transcription
Molecular function (GO): protein dimerization activity
Source: RefSeq, a predicted model, not a curated record
AUAAUGCCACUUUCUUCUUAACUUCAUCUUUUGGUUCUACCCACAUGUCUUCUACACUACCAACAUCGCUGUCUAAUGUAAUUGUACAUUUAUCUUUGUGGUCCUUCCUUCUUCUUAAUUAUCAAUUUAUACUCUUACCUUUUCUUUUCAUUAUUUAUUUUUAUUUUUCAUGUACAGUCCACCUUAUAUUAUAAAGUUAUAACCUCGCUUGUUCAACUUCAUUUUUCCAAAGAUUCUACUACAUUUUUCUAUGCUCAUUUUUGUUACUUACGUUAGCAAGAACUACUAGCUAAGCUAGCUUAACUAAGUUUACUUAAUUAGCUUAUUACUUCAGUUUUCGGGUGUUCGUUGGCCGGGUUUUUACGAUACAUUAAGACAAUGUCUAGCAGAAGGUCAAGGCAGCAAUCAGGAAGUUCAGGAAUCUCCGAUGAUCAAAUCAUUCAGCUUGUCUCAAAGUUGCAACAACUAGUUCCCGAGGUUUGCCAACGUCGUUCCAACAAGGUUUCGGCUUCAAAAGUUCUUCAAGAGACUUGCAACUACAUAAGAAAUCUACAAAGGGAAAUGGAUGAUCUUAGUGAUCGUCUUUCACAGCUCUUAACCACACUUGAUGCUGAUAGUGAAGAGGCACAAAUCAUUAGGAGCUUACUUAAUUAAUUAAUUAAUCAAUUAAUUAGAUCAUAUAUCUUAAUUAAGGUCAAUGCUUUUCAUUUUUAUAUAGUGUUACCUAUUAUUCUAGCUAGGAUUAAUUAAUUAAGUAAUUAAUUUCGUACUAAAUGAAGCAUUCAUGGACUAGGAAUCAUUAGGUACCUAGAUCUAGCUUGUAAUGCAAAUAUAUAUAUAUCGAAUACAUAUAUAUAGAAUAUGGCCUUCUGUAAUUAAGCUCUUUAAUAAUAAUAAUUUGCACGCAAUUAGUCCCUUUAUGUAGAUGUUAAGCUAGUGUUAUUAUAAUUUCUUUGACUUGAUGACUUUUUAUGUUGAAAAGGAGCAUAAUCAUUUGCACG